AUGUAUCCGAAUGGAUCUGUCCUUUCAGUGGUCUUGACUUUGCACUCUUUGGAACUCUCUCAGAUGAGCAUUUAUCCUGCAUUCAUAUUUGGAACAGUGGCAUAUUUGAUUAUCUUACUCUGCAAUUUAACAAUUGUUCUCACCAUUUGUGAAAACAGGAAUCUUCAUAAACCAAUGUUCAUACUGUUACUUAACCUGCCUAUCAGUGAUGCAAUGGGUGCUACAAGCCUUUUUCCUCAGCUGCUGUAUAGUAUAUGGUCUCAGGACAGAUCAAUAUCCUACCCUGCAUGUUUGCUUCAAGGCUUUAUUAUACACUUGUAUGGUGGUGCCUCUCACGUAAUUCUUACUGCUAUGGCAUUUGACAGGUAUAUCGCUAUCUGCUUCCCAUUGAGAUAUGGAGCCAUUAUGACUACCAAUAACCUAGUGAGUAUCAUAAGUGUGAUGUGGCUAUUUAAUUUUAUUAUUAUAUUUGUACUUUUCUGUCUUCUAAUGCCUUACAAGAUUUGCCAGACAUACAUGUCAGAUCUUGUCUGUUAUAACCCAUCUUUAAUGAAAAUCAUGUGUGAAGACACAACAGUAAACAAUAUCUAUGGACUGUUUAUUUUAAAUUUAUACCACUGCAUUUCACUUUCUGUGGUGGCAUUUACAUAUAUUCAUAUAUUAAUCACUUGUGUUACUAAUAAGCAGUCUGAUGCAAAGAUUAAGGCACUUCAGACAUGUGGUACUCAUUUAGUGGUCUUCCUGUUCUUGGAGUUCAACACUUUUUUUCCUCUUAUCGCACAUCGAACUGAGAGUGUUCCAGCUCACAUACGCAGGGCGUUUUCUAUAUCUGUUCUUGUGUUUCCUCCCAUUGUGAAUCCACUUAUUUAUGGGUUUAAAACUAAGGAAAUCAGACAGAAAAUUGUCACCUGUUUAAAGAGAAAGAGAAACAGUCACAUGUAA
Messenger RNA from Ctenopharyngodon idella (grass carp), 942 nucleotides. Its product is annotated as olfactory receptor 52J3-like. Gene Ontology annotation, molecular function: G protein-coupled receptor activity; olfactory receptor activity. Gene Ontology annotation, cellular component: membrane. The coding region runs from base 1 to 942 and encodes 313 amino acids. The transcript is spliced from 2 exons. The record is from RefSeq and is a predicted model, not a curated record. Lineage: Eukaryota; Metazoa; Chordata; Actinopteri; Cypriniformes; Xenocyprididae. Gene Ontology annotation, biological process: G protein-coupled receptor signaling pathway.